AUGGUUAGUGGCCAAGACAAAUGCAAAGAGCUGGAGCGUAAUGAGUUUGGUCAGCCGAUUGGAGAUAAUUCAGUGAAGUACGCUUCUUUCCUAGGUUGCAUGAUAAAGGAAUUUGUGCCAUAUACAUUAGAUGGAUGGAGUGAUAUUGAUGAAGAAGUGAAAGAUAGGAUGUGGAGUUGUCUUCAGAUGACUUAUAAAGUUGAGGAUUGGGAAAAGAAAACAAUUUUUCAAAAGUUAGCUAAAUUGUGGCAUGAUAGAAAAUCCAAAUUGCAAAUACUUGUACGAGAAGCUAAUACAAGUCGAGUGGCUUCACGAGAUCUCAGUUUGUUGAAGCCUGAAUUUAUGGACCAAAAUCAGUGGGACUUGUUUGUACAGAGGACAUUAUCAUCUACCUUUCAAGAAAAGAGUGCAAGAUUUAGAGCAAUGAGGGAAAAACAAGAUCACAUUCACACAAUGAGUCGGAGGGGCUAUGCUCGUUUGACUCACAUUAUGGAAAAGACAAGUCCGAUGGAUACAAAAAUUACGAGAUCGCAAGUUUGGAUUGAAGGUCACAAGAGAAAAAAUGGGGAGCCCAGUACUCAAGCCGUUGGAGAGAAAAUGAAAAAAUUAUUAGAAUGUCCACCCGAAUCUCAAAACACAACUAAUAUUGCUGAUGAUGCAAUUAGCAUUGUGUUUGGCAAUGAAGCUCGGGGUAGAGUGCGUGGAAUGGGUUUUGGAGUAACACCAUCAAAAGUUGGAGCUUCAGUGCAACAAAAUGGAAUGGUUCAACAACUUCAAACUAUAGUACAAAAUGUUCAACAACAAAUGCAGGAAAUGAGGCAACAAAAUCAACUAGAAAUGCAAGAAAUGAGUGGUGGUAUUUGUAGCGGUAUUGGGAAUGAAUUUGGUAGCAAUAGCGAUAUUAAUAUUGGUGCCAAAAAAAGUGGUGACUUUGGUCAUGUUUUUCAGUCAAAUUCGAGAAAUGCGAGUCGUGGAGAUAUAUGUGCUAAUACUAAAUGUAAGCUGCUUCAUUGGUCUGCUGAUGAAUUAGUUGUUGCAGAAGGUUGA
This is a messenger RNA of Zingiber officinale, 1047 nucleotides long. RefSeq lists its product as uncharacterized. The transcript is spliced from 7 exons. Lineage: Eukaryota; Viridiplantae; Streptophyta; Magnoliopsida; Zingiberales; Zingiberaceae. The record is from RefSeq and is a predicted model, not a curated record. Bases 1 to 1047 code for a protein of 348 amino acids.